GCGUUCGAUAUGGAAAGAAAUAACAACGGGCUGGAUCGAUUACCAAUUUAGUUUGGGGACUUAAGUGUUACAUGGAUAUGCUAAUAGGUCAAAAUGCCCACCGUUAGCGCUCUACACUUCUGGAUACUCAGAGUGUCUCCUGGCGUUGGAGAGUGAACUUGUCAGAUCUCAGUUCAAGGAAGACAGUUACAUAGAAUCAAGUGAUUUCCGUUAUUUUGUUGGGCUUACAACUCUAUAUGUGUUUGUGCUACCGUUUGUAUUUAGCUACACAGUGUACUACUGUGUGUGUGUGUGUCGGAGUUCAAGCUGUUAUAGUUGAGCAUAUUGCCUACUAGUAGGUCUAUACCGCUUAUAUAUCAGACCCCCGCUGGAACAGUUGAGAGUAUAUUUUUCUGAACCUUGUCAAUAUUUUAAAAGAAAUGGAUUUACAAACCUAUUAUAAGUUUCUUUGAUAAAAGAACAUUAUUGGAAACCAAGUUCCUCCUUGAGACUUUAUGCACUUCAAAUUCAAAAUGGGCAUUCAUAUAAUAGUCCAGAAGUUCAAAGGUCACGGCGCAGGGAUCGAAGGCAAUGACAGUGUAACAUUGGUCUAACGCUAGAUCUAGUCGAAGAUGAGAAAAGUAAAGGGCUUAUCUUUCUCCAAACAAUUGGAGCGCCAUCUCCAGGUGCCCCACACUGACCUGCACAUAGCAGACAGGAAGCCCAAGUACGAAGGAAUCAGUUUGUCCUUUAUGACGUUGUCCGGUCUGGAGCAGCAUGUGAGAGAUCGUUCAGCCCUGUUAGGCCAGGUGGAAGAUUCAGAAGUGCAGUAUCAGCUCUUAGUGAGUUUGUUUGAUGUGACAUACAAACAGUUUUAUGGCCGGCAAUGGAAGGGACCAAUUGUUGCAGCCAAAGGAACCAAAGUACAAUACAAUAAAAGUGUGUUCUUUCACACUUGCAUCAACAAUCCCAACAUAUUGGCUGUUUUUGAAGUUGUGGCUCAUGAAGUGGACCAGAAUGGACAUUCACAGGCUGUUUCUUGUGGGUGGACAUUUGUCCGCCUUUUCAGCAUGGAGGGUGACAUGCCAGAUUCCUCUCGUGGAGUCCAGCCUCAAACACAGAGACUCUCUCUGUACCAUGGAACUCCUCGAGCUUUGUUCUUUAUGGAGGAUCCGAUUGAGAAUAAUACAUUUCUGAAGACCAUGGAAGCAAGCCAAUUAAGCUGUUCAGUUCAGCAACAAAAAUCUUUGUUAGGCAUUAUGCAUCUGUUACCUCAGAACACUUUAGUGGACUCUAAAGAUAUCAUACCAGGCUUAAUAGAUGUCUCAAAUUCUGACAAAUUUAAGACCCCAACUUUAGCGAAUCAAAUCUCCAUUGUCGUUGAUGGUCUUCAUAUUCGUCUGCACCCAAAUGUUGAGAAGUUUGAAACAGAAUUGUGUGAACUGUUGCAGGAAGAUAAGUUACAAAAAGAAGCAACUCAGAUCACUAUCAUGGAGAGAAGGCUCCACGUGGGUGUACACAAUGGUUGGUGUUACAUUGAUAAGCCUAGCGUGUUCCAUUUAGAGAAAUCAACAGGUUUAGGAAACGACAACAGGAAGCCUUCUCAAAGUCCUACAGCCAGGCGAAGUAGUCACUUUCAAGUCAGGCGAAACAGUGCAGGCUCAUCAAGCCUUGGUUCCACUGGAAACUCUUUCCUGGUCUUGAAGAAUAAAAUUGAAAUCCAUGAGCUUAUAGAGGACCCAAGUUGUGCUGUUGUCUUUACAAUAGAGUAUGUUAUUGGAGAACCGUUGUCAGCUCAAGACAGGAAGCAAACACACAGUCUGACCCGUGCCUUUACCCGCUCUGUCAAUGUCCGCUGGGCAGCCUGGACACCACUGCAGCAGUCCAACUCACAGGAUGUCACCUUAGCUCUGGUAGGAGGACCAGUUCGCUCCCCUGAUGAUGCCUUUGUGUAUAAGGUCCCUGCCACUAGCAUGCAAGAUGAGAUGACAGCUGUUGCAUCCGGUGGUCUCCUGGCCUUCAGAUGGGCUAAAGAUGGGGAGACUAUCAGCCCAGGUCCAUUGACUCUUGCUGUACCAAAUUACCCAGCCAUUGGUUCCUCACUAUCACUCCGCACUGAGGCUAGUGAUAUGAUGUAUGAAAGUCAUGGUUCAGGAGAUCUUCAUAGAAAACCUCCAGCCUGGAAACACAGCUGUGUACCUGGCUACUGUGACCAUUGCCAUCACCACGUGCUAUUUGCCAGCUCCAGCAGCCUCUCUUUUCCAAGCUCAUCAACUGAACUGUUACAUUCCAAACAACCAAAUGUUGCCACUCAAAUGGCUGCUCCCACCAGUGCCUUGAAUGCUGCCCCUGGAUCUGUCUAUGUCCUCCCUCAGUACACAUAUCAAGCUCCACCCAUAACAGCUGCUCAACAGCAAAUGAUGUCCAUGGCUAAUGCUUACCCAUAUAUGUAUACACCACCCAGUGGCCUUCAACCUAUUGACAUUAUGCACAGACAAGAGACAUCAGCAUCAACUGAGCUAAGAGACCUCCCUUUCACUCCUGUCCAUGCUUUAGUGCUUGCUCAAACUCCACAGCCAAAAGGGGGAAGAGGACUCUCAAGAGCUGCUUAUGCACGAUUAUAUGCUGCUGGAUUUCCUCAAUUACUUGACCGUAAUGGUGAAGCACCUGAGGUGAUUGACCCGCAUGGACAGUACAUUGUGAACUUGUCAAAGGAGCUAAUGGACCCGCUGCAGGCCAAUGAAAUUAUAUUUCAGUUCUUGGCCUACACCAGGGAGCCACUGACUGACCAUUCCACGGCAGACAGCUCUGUCCAACCAGCUACUGUUUACUUCACAUUUCAGUUUUACCGUUUCCCACAAGUCACCACAGAGAGAAUGCUGUUGUCAAAAGCCCAAAAUGAUUUGUCCUCGCACCCAUCAGCUGUUCCUUUUGUCCUGCAAAGGUUAAAUCCUGAUGGUUCAAUAAUGGAAGGCCCACCUGGUCUAGAGGUGAAAUACCCAAUAGAUCCCACUUACUUAAAACCAGGGGAGGUAAGCCUAUUUUGGCAGCAUCUAUCACGCCAGACCAUGCACAUUGACAUAUGGGAUGGUGAUUCCUUGCUUCUGAUUGGUUCAGCUGCUGUGGAGCUUAAGUAUUUGUUUCGUGGAGGUAAUGAGGCGGUGCAGACAACUUUUGAACUGGAUGUCUUAGCCACUGAGUACCAAGAGGAUUCUGGAGCCUUGACAGGAGAAAUGGUUAGAGGAGGAAGCAUUCGACCUGUUGGGGUCAACUGUUUGAACCGAGGCCGUUUACAUUUCAGGAUGGCCAAUAUUGGAUAUAAUGUGGAUAAAAAGAAAACUGAGCUUUUGGCUGUUCCAAGCAAGACCCAAGUAGUAGUUUCACAGACGGCAGGCAACUCAGCAUACAAAGGCGGUAGUCUGACAACAGUUAUACCCAGUGCAGGUACUAAGAAAGUUCGAGUGGCCAAAGCUAAACAUUUGUCUGAGAACAGAGAAGUUGCCUCAUUGUUGUUUUCUGAACAGAAGAGACUAGAUGGUACAACAAUCAAUGAUGAUGAUGAAAUCAUGGCCAGAGAAGGGGAUGCAGAGAGGCUGAGAAAGUUGGCACGUCUUCAGGCCGUUAAGAAUAAAACUGCUAAAGAGGAGAGCAAUAACGGCAUCACAACAAUUAUUGGUUACAGACAAGAAAAAACUGAACGUGCCAGAGACUACAAAACUAUGGACAUAUACAGAAAUCAGACCAAACACGAUGGCAUUAUAAGCAUGCUAAGCACCUCUAUCACUACAGAACACAUUCUCUUCCCUUCAUUUGGCACCACAGAGUUCUUUGAAUUUGUCCUGAGGAAUCCAUUUAAUAAUGAGCAGACGCUGACCAUUGAGAUCAAUGACCCAGAUCUUUUCCUUGUAACAGAUGCGAGAGAGUGGAGGCACUACAAACAGCUGUUCCAGUUGACCACACCCAUUGAAGAGAACAUGUUCACGUCUGCCAGCAGUGACCAGAGCAAGCCCCAGAUUUUUCUCAGACCUAAAGAGCAAGUGUACAUUCCUCUCAAGUUUUUGACUUUGAAGGCUGACAUGUCCAUUCAGGCUCAGGGUCCUUCAAAUCCAUUCAAUAAAACUACACGACAAACUGAAAUGGAAAAAUCUCUGGAGUCUAGAAUGACCAAAGUGACAUUCAGGUCAGAAGAAGGUAAAGCUGUGGCCAUUCUGAUUGUACGCAUUGAGCCACAGCCACAUGUGGUUGACCAGACUUUCAGAUUCCAUCAUCCUGAAAACUCUUUUCUGAAAAAAUCUAUCAGGCUUCCUCCAUAUCAAACACUUCCAGGUGUUCCUAUUGGUGGUGUUGGCAUCAAUCAAGUUUACGUUCGAUGUAGUGAUCCUAAUGUUAUAAUAGAUUGCAAACCUACACAACCUGGUGAACCUCAUGACAUUUUCUUGAAGGUUGCUGUGGGUGCCUCACCUCAAAUCAAACGUUUCUUUUUAUGUGCCUAUAUUGAUCCAUUCCUGUCCCGUCCAGCCCAGAUUUGGCAGUGCUAUGUUCAUGCGCUGCAGAGAGUUGAUGUGACUUGUGUUGAAGGGCAGACUUCACGCAUAGCACUUCUAUUGAAGGGUACCCAAGCAUCAAGAGUUGUGAAAUGUUUUACAUCACAUCCUCAAGAGCUUGUUGUUUCUCCACAAGAUCCCUUUAUCUUGGCAGCAGGAACAGUCCAUGAGCUGGCCAUAGGGGUCAGGCCCAUGCGGACAGGCAGCAAGUUUUUUUACGUCAACGUUGUGGACAUUGAGUACCACCAGCUGGUCAGGUCCUGGCUGGUCUGUGCCAACUGCCGUUCUCCCAUAGUCUCCAGGGCCUUUGAGCUGGUUCUUCCUGUGGGAGGUGGUAAGAACAGCAGCAAGCGCAUCACCUACACCAACCCUUACCCUGUGAUGAAGAGAUUCAGGUUGCUGUGUGACAGGAAUGACCUCCUCCAGUUUAAAGAGUCCCUGCUGGAGAUAGAAGGUGGAGGCACCCAUCCUAUUGGUCUCAAGUUUUUGCCUGUCAUGCAGCCGGGUGCAGCAGAAAUUAUGGUCUUCAUCAACGAUGAGGAAGAUAAAAAUGAAGAAACAUUCAGGGUAUCUGUAACAUACAAGUUUAUGUGAUUAAACAUCCACCAUCUUUCACGUGUGCAGCUUACAAGUUUGUGUUAUUCAACCACACCUGUCUUUUUUUUUUUUUCUUUUUUACAAAUAAUAAAAAAAAAGCAGGUAGAUGUCAUUAAAUAAAACUUUACAGCUUUGUCCUUAAUCUUCGGAAUGGAAGACAUUGCCAUAUUAACUGAGUGAAUAGCCCAUUCAAUGUAAUAACUGUUGAGUUGUUUAACAAAGCAAAAUGAUGAAAUUCUUUCAUCUCUUUUAGUAUGCAGACUCUGUUGACUAAUUUAAGAACAAAUAAUUUCAAUCCAAAUCUGGUUGAAUCUCCAAACUUCAACACUUACGCUGACCAAUCCAAUCAAAUCCUUUCUGAUAGAUUUUUUCCCUUUUCAUUUCAUUUCUUGUAAUGACAUUCAGUCUUGACUAAACAAUGGCUUUACUCAAAGCAUCAUCUCAGUCUCAGUCUUGGAGGUUGUAGAGCUUGGCUGAGACUGUUUAGAAGUACUUUCAGGUGACAAGAAACUUUUAUAUUAAAUUAAUAAUGAGUUGUUUUUUUUAAACAAAAAAUAUAUAUAAAACUUUUCAUAGCAAUUUAUAUCAAAGUGAAAUAUUUAAUUUAUGUUGGUAAUAAUUAACAUAAUAUGAAUUUUUUUGUCAAAACAUUUCUUGAUAUAUGUAGUAUUGAGUUUUGUACAUAUCAUUACUAAUCUCUGAAAAUUUUGUACACAAAAUAGUAUUUGUGUGUAUUAUACGUGAUUAUUAUUGAUAUUGAAGACUAUUUAUAAAUAAAAUUAGAAUUAUGUAUAUUAUAGAAUUUAAAAUCUUUGUAUGAAAAGUUAGUUUUGCUAAUGUAUUGGUGCCUCAGAGCUGCUCUAAAAAGUGCUAAGUAGUUUUACAUGAUAGUCAUGUGUUAAUCUCAGGUUCUAUCAAGUUAAUUUGUAAGUGCUCUUUGUUCUAGCAUUUCUAGGACAUGAUCUGCCUUGUUGGGAUGCCCUGCUACCUUUGCAUAUUGUUGAUAGUUCUUUUUACACUAAGAUGAUUUUCAUAAGUAGAGCUUAUUUUGUCUGAUUCUAGCUUUUUAAAAAUUUUUACAAAGCUAAUAUCAACUGAAUCUGUUUGUCUGUAAGGUAAAAAACUUUAUACAUAUUAAUUCUGUCACACCCAUUCUCUGAUCAAAUUGAACCUUUGCACAAUUAUUCAUUUGCAUACAUAAGGCAUGAAUCAAUAACAAGUAAAAUAUUUUUUUUUUAAAAAAGCAAAGCUUAAAUUAAGUGUAUCAAUUAGUUUGGAUCAGUCAUGUAUAUAAAUUUGUAAUAAGACUCAAAUGACAAUCUAUAAAGGGGACUAAUUCAGCUUAUAGCACAACUUCAGUCAAGUACUAUUUCUUUCCGUUGGAAAGGGACUAAUUCAGCUUAUACCACCACCACUACUAUUUCUUUCCCUUGUUUGAGAUACCAAACAAAGUAAUUUACCAAUAAUUAAUUAGCAAAUUUGUUAUUUUUUAAAAUUGAUUCUUGUGUUGUCAGGUAAAGAAACAAUUGUGCAAAUUUUCAGCUUGAUCUGGGAUUUAGUACAUGAGAAAUAACAUGUUCAAACAAGACAGAUAAGUCAGACAGACAGAGUGAGUUGAUCUGAGCUUUGUAAAAAAAAUAACCAGUUAGUCAAAUAAUCAUUGUUGGUAAUUAAUUAUUUUGUUUCAUACCAACUGGGAAAUUAAACUUCAAUAUUCACAGAUGUGAGUAAAUUUGUAGGGUUUUGUCCCCUUCAAUAGAUAAUUGAACAUUAUUUCUGCCAAACCCAUUAUCAGAUUAAGUUAAAACCUUAAACAUUCAUUUAUUGUACCUGACAAAACUUGAAUCAAUAAAAAAAAAUUAUCAAUUAAUUAUUGGUAAUUAAUUAUUUUGUUUGGCUUAGAAUGAGGUAAAUAACUUCUACAUUAUUGAGUAAUAUGGUUGUAAGUUCAGAGUUCUUACCCUUAAAUAAGCUUAAAUUUUUUUUUUUAAAGGAUUUGUUAAGUUUAUGUUUUGUACUACCCCAGAGCAUCUGGUUACAGACUAGAAAGUAUUGAUAAGCUAUUUAGUUUGAAAAAAGUAUAUAGUUAUUUUUGUGCUUUUUAUUUGCACCACAGAAUCAAAUUUCUAGGCUCUUUCCUUAGUAACAAUUUAUAAUUUUUAUUGCAUAAUUGUUAUUAGUUAGUUAACAAGAGUAAUAUUUAAUAUAGCGUCCUAGACAUUUUUUUAUUGUGUCUCUAUUUUACAAUUUUUUAUAAGUUUUUUUUUACGUUCCGUUAUCACUUCAUAUCAGGAUGGCUGCCUGGUCGUGAGGUUUGCGCACUGGACUGUCGUUCGGAUUUGUCAAGGGUUCAAACUCUGCCCGCUCCCAUCCCCUGUCGUCCUGCGGGAGGUUUGGACUAGGAAGUAAACUAUCUUCAACUCUGAAGGAACAUCCGAAACAUGUAAAACAUUUUACAACCAACACUGUUCUCCAAAUUGCUUUCUCUUCUUUUUCUCUGUCUGUAUGUUAUAGCUUAAAGGAAUGUCAGUAAUGUAAACUGGAUUUAAAAAAUCAAAAUGUAAAACUAAAAAAAAAAUUACUAUGAUGAGGUUAACUUUGAAAAUCCCAUAGGGCUACAUUUCUCAUUCUGUGGGGUGUGCCUCUCCAGAGGGAUGGGGGGGGGGGAGGGCUACUGCUGAUAAGGUAGCGGGCCUCGAAUGUGGUCAAUUUAUUUUUUUACAGACAAAAAUCUAUAUUUGAAUAUUGAUCAAAUAAAAUAAAUUUAAUAUCUAAUGCCAUCUCCUAGUUGUGCCAUAGUUAGAAGAUUCAGAAUCACUGUCAACGUUGGUGAUUUGUGAUUAUAAGAGUACGAGUGAAAGUGAUUCUAGGGUUUUCUUUUUAUGAGGUGACAGUAUAAAAAUGUUAAAUAAGUAAUAAGGUAUCAUUUUCAGUGGAGACGUCUGCAUCAAGAUUUACUGAAAGAGCUCAUUACAGACCAGGUUUCAAUACCACUUAUCCAACGUGAUUCUACCCAUCUUUCUCAUAGCAGAACAGUCAAAUUUCUUUCUAGUACACAUAUCUCUCAUUGUAAACAUUUUGUUGAUGUCCUAUGUGUAAUCAAAGAGAACUCGCUACAUGAAGUGUUUUGAGGACGAGUAAGAUUUUACAACGGUCAAUCACCUAAUGAAUCCGAACCAAACGUACGGGCGCUGCAUUUGUCAAGCACCUGACCAGUCCCACCCCUGUUCUGUUUUCUAUAUUUAUUUAAUGCUUUUUCACCAAUGCAAGGAAAAUGCGUUUAUGAAUCUCAGAAUGCAGGGCGCUUGAGGACCUUUCCGUAUCUCUGAAUGGCUGGGAAGGAAGGUGCGAUUAUUUUAUUUUUACUUUCAUACCAUUGAUACACCGCCCUAUAGCAAAGAAUGACUAUCGUGUGUAUUCCUUAUGAUUUGGAAUAAUUAUCUCUUUUUAAACAAUAGGUAUGUGAUAAAAUAGGUAUAUUUAUGUAAAUUAAGAUAUGGAAAAUAAUGAAAGAAAUAAUAAAAAUGUGUCAUCUACGUUUCAUUUUAAUUCCUCAUAAUAAAAAUAAAUUGUUGUCUGAGGUACUAAGCUCAGUUUCAUUAUCCGAUAUACACCCUUGUAAGUCUGGACAAUGUUUUUUUUUUUUUUUUUUAAUUAUUUCCCUUACACUUUUUUUUUUCCACACUUAAUUUUUUUUUUUUUUUUCACCUGAAAUAAUUGUUGAGCUGUGAUGAACUUGUUUUAAAUUGUAUUUAUAAAUUGUUCUGAUUCCUGCCUAAACUCAUCAUUUCAUGUUGUUAUUAGAAUUAUACUUCAUUUCUGUUCUAGAUCCCUGUAGAUGUGUUUUGAAGAGAACACACAAGAACUCUAUUGUUCACUCUUCAUUUUGUAAAGUUGAAUAAACACACUCGAUCUUUA
This is a messenger RNA of Biomphalaria glabrata, 9038 nucleotides long. Its product is annotated as nephrocystin-4-like. Gene Ontology annotation, biological process: negative regulation of canonical Wnt signaling pathway; protein localization to ciliary transition zone. The record is from RefSeq and is a predicted model, not a curated record. The transcript has 28 exons. NCBI's taxonomy places the organism in Eukaryota, Metazoa, Mollusca, Gastropoda, Planorbidae. Gene Ontology annotation, cellular component: ciliary basal body; ciliary transition zone; cytoskeleton. The coding region runs from base 612 to 5117 and encodes 1501 amino acids.